AAUUUGUUUCUUGACAAUAAGGUCUAUUCUUUUCAGCCACAUUACUUAUUAUGCAGAACUCAUUCGGUAAUGAUUGGCGGUUAACCAUAAAAUAAAAAACUUUUGGACAUUAUACACGGCGACGCCUUUAGCAACGACAACAUUAAUCGUCUAUGGAACGUAGUCGGGGUGCAGCGUCAAUUAGCCUACUUCUCAAAACCACUAUUGCAACCGACGAUCGCCUCUCUGGGUUGCAGAGAUAUCAAUAAACCAUCAUCGAAGCCACCAAGGUUAAAUUACAUCAAAUUUUAUACGUUUGGUCAAACAAUAACAAUAUUGUUGUUUGUAGCAAUCAAUACAAACCUGAGGCAUAUUACGAAGCCGCACGGCUCUCCAUACAACUAACGUUUGCAGAAGAGGUACAGCGAAAGGACAAACCAUUAGUGGAAAUGACAUUACCAAGUGCCGCCCGUGUAUACACAGAUGUGAAUGCGCACAAACCAGAUGAAUAUUGGGACUACGAAAAUUAUGUCGUCGAUUGGGGCAAUCAAGACGAUUACCAAUUGGUCCGGAAACUUGGGCGUGGCAAGUAUUCCGAGGUUUUCGAGGCUAUUAAUAUUACAACCACAGAAAAAUGUGUUGUCAAAAUUCUAAAACCUGUGAAAAAGAAGAAGAUCAAGCGUGAAAUUAAAAUUCUGGAGAACUUACGCGGUGGAACAAAUAUCAUAACACUGCUAGCAGUUGUUAAGGAUCCAGUUUCUCGCACCCCAGCGUUAAUAUUUGAGCACGUCAAUAACACGGAUUUUAAACAACUUUACCAAACACUAACAGACUACGAGAUUCGCUACUAUUUGUUUGAGCUUCUGAAGGCGCUUGACUACUGUCACAGCAUGGGCAUUAUGCAUCGAGAUGUAAAGCCACACAAUGUAAUGAUAGACCAUGAAAAUCGGAAGUUACGCCUUAUAGAUUGGGGCCUUGCUGAGUUUUAUCAUCCAGGCCAAGAGUAUAAUGUGCGGGUGGCAUCGCGAUAUUUUAAAGGACCUGAGCUUCUUGUCGAUUAUCAGAUGUACGACUAUUCACUUGAUAUGUGGUCCUUGGGUUGUAUGCUGGCGUCGAUGAUAUUUCGAAAAGAGCCGUUCUUCCAUGGUCAUGACAAUUAUGACCAACUGGUACGCAUUGCAAAGGUGUUGGGCACUGAAGAGCUCUACGCAUAUUUAGAUAAAUACAAUAUUGACCUAGAUCCGCGAUUUCACGACAUCUUACAACGUCACUCACGAAAGAGAUGGGAAAGAUUUGUUCAUUCCGACAACCAACAUCUAGUUUCUCCUGAAGCAUUAGACUUUCUUGAUAAACUAUUGCGUUACGAUCAUGUUGACCGACUCACCGCUCGCGAAGCUAUGGCUCACCCAUAUUUUUUACCCAUUGUCAAUGGACAAAUGAAUCCAAACAAUCAGCAAUAAGAAGUCAAGCAAAAUCUAAAUAUGGAGUUGACGAGGUCGAGAUGUCAGCCAUUUAACAUAAAUAAAAAGUUGAAUCAGAAAGAGGCGAACAAAAAUUCAGAUAUUCUACAAACAAAUCACAAGUUAACGACUUGUUCGAGAAGAAAAUAUACACCGAAUUGACACUGUUCCACAAAAAUUAAAAACCACUUGUUUUGUAAAAUAUGAUAAAAGUGGGGAUGAUCAUUUUUGUUCGUUUUCAAACCGACUCUAAAAUUGACUAUCGAAAUAAAAAAAUUAAAACAUAAAUGGAAGCAAAUACUAAAGUAUAUUUGCGUAUAAAAUGCAAGAGCGCCACUUCAUUAUAUUUAUCAUAUAUUUACACAUAAAAUUAUAAAAGCAACAACAAAAUGUUAGUUUCCUUUGUAAAAAAUAUUCAAAUUGAAUUUGAUUUCAUUAAUAAAGUCACAACUAACAUUUUACAAUUUCAACAAAAGGUCCGCCCACAAUAACUAAAUUUACUCAUCUUCAAUUUUCCGUUAACCAUCAGUAUCAAUUUCAAUAGACUAAUUCUUGAGACCAUGCAAGUGAAAUAAAAUUUUUAUUGUUUUUUUUAAGGAAUAUCUUUGAAAUUUGAAUCAGCUUAUAAAUGUUGCUUCUGAGCUGAAGGAUAUUUAUUAUGCCCUAAUAAUUAAAAAAAGACGGAGUAAAGUAUAUGUUUUGUACCCAUGUAAUUAAAUAUUAUUAUUAAAACAGUUAACAUAUACUGUUCAA
Molecule: messenger RNA, 2192 nt
Organism: Drosophila pseudoobscura
Lineage: Eukaryota; Metazoa; Arthropoda; Insecta; Diptera; Drosophilidae
Gene: CkIIalpha
Product: casein kinase II subunit alpha
Exons: 3
Coding region: 429-1439 (336 amino acids)
Biological process (GO): peptidyl-threonine phosphorylation; peptidyl-serine phosphorylation; regulation of cell cycle
Cellular component (GO): cytosol; nucleus; protein kinase CK2 complex
Molecular function (GO): protein serine/threonine kinase activity; ATP binding
Source: RefSeq, a predicted model, not a curated record